CCCCGAGGGGCGGGCAGGGCGACUACAAGCCCCAAACUGCCCGGCCAGGAGGCAGGGCGGGAGCGACGUGGCGCUGCGGGGCCCCGCUCUGGCCGCCGGACCCCGCUCCGCCCCGAGCCGAACCGAGCCACGCCAGGGGCCGCGGAGCGCCGCGGGCUCUGCCCCGCCGCGCCAUGGGUCGUGCACUGCUGGUCCUCCUCUUGUCUGCGACAGUCUCUCUCCUCGGCGGGCUGAUAUUUGGCUAUGAGCUGGGGAUUAUCUCUGGUGCACUGCUGCAGCUGCAGAUAGACUUCCACCUCAGCUGCUUCAGGCAAGAAGUUCUUGUGAGCUCCCUCCUCAUCGGAGCUCUCCUCGCCUCUCUGGUUGGGGGGAUCCUCAUCGACCGCCACGGACGGAGGAGAGCCAUCCUGGUCAGCAACUUGGUGCUGUUGGUUGGCAGCCUUGUUCUGACACUGACAAGGUCAUUUCUUGGUCUUGUCAUUGGGCGUGUGACUGUGGGCUUUGCCAUCUCUAUCUCAUCCAUGGCCUGCUGCAUCUACGUCUCAGAAAUGGUGGCUGCUCAGCGGAGAGGGUUGCUUGUGUCUCUCUAUGAAGCAGGCAUCACCGUAGGAAUCCUGCUCUCCUAUGCACUGAAUUACAUCUUUGCAGAUGUGGAUGAGGGAUGGAGGUACAUGUUUGGGUUGGCCAUUGCCCCCACAGCCAUGCAGUUCCUCAGCAUCCUCUUUCUCCCGGUGAACCCGAUUAAAUUAAGCUCAUGGGACUCAGACUACCAGAAGGGCCUCAUUCAGUUGCAGGACUCUGAGGACAGAGCAGCAGCAAAGAAGGAGCCCUAUAAGGAGAAGCAUUAUUCAUUUCUUGACCUUUUCAGGACCAGAGACAACAUGAGAAGGAGGACUCUGGUGGGCCUGGGACUGGUACUCUUCCAGCAGUUCACAGGGCAGCCCAAUGUGCUGGGCUAUGCCUCCAAAAUCUUCCACUCAGUGGGGUUCCAGAGCAACUCCUCAGCAAUCCUGGCCUCUGUUGGGCUAGGGGCAAUAAAAGUGGUGGCCACACUCAUUGCAAUGGCCUUUGCAGACAGGGCUGGCAGGAGAGUGCUACUCAUGGCUGGCUGCGUGGUGAUGGCCAUCUCUGUCACCACCAUUGGCCUCAGCAGCCGCAUUGCUCCGCUGGCCAUGGCCAGGGACUGCAAAGCAGCCGUGGACCCCAAUGCAUCCCACAGCCUCACCCAGCGCCCCCUGACACCUGUAUCCUCCCAGCUUGCUGUAUCACCCAUCCCACCAGCAUUAGGUGCUGGCAAAGGUCAGGCAGGUCCUGGGUUUGCUGCCACGAGGAGCCUUACAAAAGUUUUUGGCAGUACUCAAAGCACGGAGGUGGUUCCUGGUUCUUCCCUCACUUGGAAGAGGGGCUUGGAAGAGGCAGUGGGAAGCACAGGCCCUCCUUUCAGUGGUGCUCCCUGGGCAGAACAUAAGGUGUUAAACUGGAUUACACUGCUGAGCAUGAUGGCUUUUGUGAGUGCCUUCUCAGUUGGAUUUGGACCAAUGACCUGGCUGGUCCUCAGCGAGAUCUAUCCUGCUGGGAUAAGAGGAAGAGCAUUUGCCUUCUGCAACAGCUUUAACUGGGCUGCCAAUUUACUGAUCAGCCUCUCCUUCUUGGACCUCAUUGAUGCCAUUGGCUUCUCUUGGAUGUUUCUUCUCUAUGGCCUGAUGGGAGUGGUGGCUGUCAUCUUCAUUUACUGCUUUGUUCCCGAGACCAAAGGACAGUCCCUGGAGGAGAUAGACCAACAGUUCUCCCGGAAACGGGUGUGGGAAGGAAACGUGUUCCAGCAGAGACGUGGAAGAGGAGGAGCGAGCUGUUUGCACACCCAGUACCAGCGAGUGGAGCACACCAGCAGCAGAUGACACCAAAGCCAGAGACAUGCCCACAGCAUUGCUCUGGGAAGAGGAGCAGGCUGUACUAUCCAGACAGUUCUUCUUCAUGACCUCUAACUGGUGACCUCUCCUCAGAGAUGGUGCUCACCACAGUGCCUUAGAUCUGGGACAUGCCAAUAGCUGUCCUUUGGUUCCUUGAAGGAUCAUUGGUCCAGGGAACACAUCCUUCCUUUGAUACCUUUUCUUGUCAUGGUUUGUAGCUCCUGUCAUUGAAGGGGUUCAUGAUUUUAUACAAAGGAAUUAAAGCACAACUGUUGCUGAUGGUGCU
Dryobates pubescens (Downy woodpecker) is the source of this 2196-nucleotide messenger RNA. It is a transcript of the gene SLC2A10, whose product is annotated as solute carrier family 2 member 10. Gene Ontology annotation, biological process: transmembrane transport. Lineage: Eukaryota; Metazoa; Chordata; Aves; Piciformes; Picidae. Bases 174 to 1898 code for a protein of 574 amino acids. Gene Ontology annotation, molecular function: transmembrane transporter activity. Gene Ontology annotation, cellular component: membrane. The transcript has 5 exons. The record is from RefSeq and is a predicted model, not a curated record.